This is a messenger RNA of Funneliformis caledonium, 509 nucleotides long. The record is from the annotation of a GenBank genome assembly. NCBI's taxonomy places the organism in Eukaryota, Fungi, Glomeromycota, Glomeromycetes, Glomerales, Glomeraceae.
ACGUCUUCUUUCAAGAAGGAAUUUAUAGAGGAUGUUUUAUAUGUGGACAAUCGGAUCAUAUAGCUAAUCAGUGCACAGGUCAAGCUAAACAAAAACAAGGACAAUAUGAUGAGAAAGGAAAAGCUAUGAUCAUAAAACCAUAUAUAUUUCUUAAUGUUCAAAUUCUUCGAGAAUAUUUGGAAAUUGAACUUAAAGUAUCCAGUAAUGAUUUUCUUCCCCAUCUGCCGUCUUUGGAGAUCAGGGAAGGUGCGAUAGAUACCUUGAUAACAAUAUGGAAGCGUUGUUUGCCAUUAAUGGGUGGCUAUUUAACCAAUAGUGGAGUUGUGGAUUUAAAAAGGUUACAAUAUAUGGUUACAGAACUUGGUAAACAAGAAGAUGAUAUUUUUCUUCGACGAUAUCGAAAUGAACAAAGACGAGCUCCGCAACCUCUUCCUGCCCCGAAACGUCGAAAGGUCAAGGCAAAUAAAGUUAUAGACGUUUAUCAGUCAUUUGAAUCACCCCAAAAUGAA